Messenger RNA from Clupea harengus (Atlantic herring), 887 nucleotides. It is a transcript of the gene ccl25b, whose product is annotated as C-C motif chemokine ligand 25b. Lineage: Eukaryota; Metazoa; Chordata; Actinopteri; Clupeiformes; Clupeidae. Gene Ontology annotation, biological process: immune response. Gene Ontology annotation, molecular function: chemokine activity. Gene Ontology annotation, cellular component: extracellular region. The record is from RefSeq and is a predicted model, not a curated record.
AAAGAUUUCAAGUGUCAGUAGGAACAGAAACCAUCAGAGCAGUGCCUACCACUGAUUAUCGUUAUCACCUCCAGGGAAUCAAACCAUGAAGUUCUCUAUUCUAUUUUUCGUCCUGUUAUUGGCGUGCCUGUACCCAAGCCUGGCCCAAGGCUCCUAUGAGAACUGCUGUCUGAAAUAUGUUAAGGGUGUGAAGAAGUCCACCAAAAGAAAGGUUGACAAAUACAGGAUACAGGAAACAGAUGGAGGAUGCAACAUCCCAGCUGUGGUAUUCACAUUGAGGAGUACAAAAUCUUUCUGUGCAAAUCCUCGGGAGCAGUGGGUGCAACAUCUGAUCAAUCAAGUAAAAUCAAAAAAUAAAAAGAUGUGAGUUGGAGUUGGAGCAAGAUAUAAUUGAGACCCCAUAGAGCGUGAUUUGGAAGUCUUCUCAAGUCGGAAUCUUUUAAGAGGAUCAUUUAUAAUAAGCAGCAUUCUACUGAGUAUAUUCAGGAUGAAAUUGUCAGGAUGUAAUUCAAUCCCAAAAUAUUGACAUCAAUGCCACACUCACGCACUGGCAUUCUGCAUACUUUUAUACAGCAUAUGACUUUUAUACAGUAUAUGUCACAGUCAAUGUAUCUGUUAGUGUAACCGUACGCCUGAAGGCAUCUCUGAUUACUACUUCGCAGAAGGUUGAGUUUUCAGUAAAUGCUUCAAAUAAAAAUGCAUUUAAUCCUCAACUACUUAUACUCAUAAUACUGUUUUAUUGAACUGUGAAUAAGAGAAUGUUUUGAAUGUGAUCUCUCUGUCUUACUGAAUAUUUCAGAUAAGGAAAUGUGCCACAACUGAAUGUCCAUGUGUUCACAGUGUUAUAUUGUCAUGUGUAUUCUAUUGAAUAAAAUCAUGAACAAAAA